Dunckerocampus dactyliophorus (ringed pipefish) is the source of this 10606-nucleotide messenger RNA. RefSeq names its product AF4/FMR2 family, member 2 (gene aff2). Gene Ontology annotation, biological process: regulation of RNA splicing. Bases 167 to 4768 code for a protein of 1533 amino acids. The transcript has 26 exons. Gene Ontology annotation, molecular function: G-quadruplex RNA binding. The record is from RefSeq and is a predicted model, not a curated record. NCBI's taxonomy places the organism in Eukaryota, Metazoa, Chordata, Actinopteri, Syngnathiformes, Syngnathidae. Gene Ontology annotation, cellular component: nucleus; nuclear speck.
GUAGCAGAUUCCUGGCAGAGGCAGCCGCUUGUGUCUGCUCUCCCUCUCUUUCUCCGACACACACAUGCACAUACGCACACGCACGGUGUGUCAGUAGCCCAUGUAGAACCACGUAGCAACACCAGCUUUGGAUUUUCAACAAGCAAGACAGCAGCAGGAGCCGGUCAUGGAUCUUUUUGAACUGGACUUUUUCCGAGACUGGGAGCUAGAGCAACCAUGUCAUUUGGAGUCGGAGCGCAGUGUCCUGAAAAGGAGGGAAUGGGAGAGGAGGAACCAGGAGGUCCAGCAGGAUGAAGACUUGUUCGCAACUGGAUUCAACCUGUUUGGAGAACCUUACAAAACUAAUAAAGGUGAUGCGUUGGCGAGUCGGGUCCAGAACACGCUUGGCUCCUAUGAAGAAAUGAAAGACCUGCUCACCAGCCAUUCAAACCAGAGCCACUUAGUGGGGAUCCCCAAAGGCAGCAGUGCCAACAACAACAUGCAAACACCAACCACUUCAGCCACAAUGGAGUCCCAGCUUUUUAACGAAACCCUUAAUACAGGCCCCGAGGGGGGAGGAGUGGAGGGAGGUGGGGAAAAAAGAACGGGGAGUGUAUCCUCGUCGUCCUCGACGCCCAUGCAACCUCCUGCAGCAACAACAUCAUCAUCGAGUUUGCAGAAUUCCAAAAAGUCUAGGAGCUCUGUGGAGUGGUCAAAAGGAUGCCAUGCGCCAACCACCACGGGAGCAAACCUUCUUCUGGGGUUGGGGCAAGGUCAAGGUCAAGGUCAGGCUCCGGGAGCUGCAAAUGGAAGAGGGAAAGCGUUUGAGGAGCAGCAAAUCCAAAGGCACGAUGAGCUUUUCAGCUCACUGAAAGAUGAACUGGGGCUAAAAAGAGACUUGAGCCCUUCUUCGUCAUCGUCAUCCUCUUCUUCCUCCACAUCCUCUGGGAGACGGCAUUCUUCCCACUCUUCGAAAACCCUUCCUCUACCAGAUGCUGGCAAUUAUCGAUCUUCUGCCAUGGAUGGUGGCCAGUGCAAAUCUUCUGGCUCCCCUUUACAAAACGAAACAAGCUCCCACAUCGCCAUGUCAACCUCUCCGCUGGCUUCCACAUCGCUUUUGUCAACAACACCUGUACCUGGUCUUACCACUCCCACAGCCACCUUCCCACCUGGUGGCCUAUCAGGGAAGCCGAUUGCAGUGCAGCAGAAGCCAACAGCGUAUGUUCGCCCAAUGGACGGCCAGGACCAGGCACCCAUCGACUCACCACAACUAAAACCACCUCUAGUGGCACCUGAGGGGUUCAACUGUGGUCAGGCUUAUGGUGGAAACUCUGGGAACAUCAAGAAUAAACUGCCAAAACUGAGUCUGAACCACCCCGCUGAGGUCAGCAUUCCAAAUGAUUCCAGCUGUGUUGAAGAGAUUCUGCGGGAGAUGACCCACUCUUGGCCACCCCCUCUUACUGCCAUUCACACGCCAGGCAAAGCUGAUCAGACCAAGUUCCCCAUUCCAAGCAAGGAGUCGCAGCAUGUGACCUCAGGCUACAACACUCAGAAGCGCUGUCCUAUAUCAUCUAACAAGCCUGCAGUGAAACCACCAGCGGCGCCACAGAAGUCAAUGCUGGAGGAUGACCUGAAGAUCAGCAGCGACGAAGAAGAGGCCGAACAACAGGUAUCUGACAAGCCCAAAGCCCGAGCAACAGCCUUGAGUGGUGCAUCGGGGAGCAGCAGUGAAUCGGAGAGCAGCUCAGAGUCAGACACAGACGAAUCAGAGAGCAGCUCCAGUGACAGCGAAUAUAACCAGGCCACCCGCACCAACUCCCCUGAGCCUGAGCCAUCUUCCACCAACAAGUGGCAGCUAGACAGCUGGUUGAACAAAGUCCAAGCCCAAACCAAACCUCUGGUGGCCCCACAGCAAGAUCACCAUGUUGCAGGUUCUGCCACCAAAAUUCAGGAAACAUUCACACAGCGGAGUGAAGCGGCAGGACUGGGUGCUGCUGCCAAAACCAAAUCCUGUGGCUCCAGCAGCACUGCUCUUCCCACAGCACCAACAGUGGAGCACAAAGAUGCCAGGGCAACAUUCUGCCCAAGCAGAGAGAAAACAAAGGCCAAACUCAGCCAGAAGGCAUCAGGGGAAGGUCAGAGGUCAAAGAUGAGGCUGUCACCCGCACCAAUGUCUGGACCAGAGGUGACCGCACAGAGGAGGACCACUACAGGGAAGAAACAGCCCAGACGGACAGAGAGGUCGAACAGUGUGGAGGAUAAUCAGAGCCAGACAUGGAGCAGAGCAAACCAACAAAGUCCUGCAGCAAGGGAAAAGGAUCUAUUCCCCCCUUCCUCCUUGGAGCAUCAGAACCCCCCCAGGCCGAGAACCAAGCCCCCAAGUGGGAAGUCAGCACCCAGGAAAGAACCUCGCAGUGCCACCAUGUCAAACAACACAAUUGCACCGCCAGUAGAACUACAGCAAACCACUGUGCCAAUACCCGCUGUGACUGUAAAUCAGGAAAAAAGAAAGCACCGAGGCCCGAGUAGUAGAAUCACACCCAAGUCCAGAGAGUUUGUCGAAACAGAUUCUUCAUCCUCUUCUUCAGAAUGCCAGUCGGAUUCGGAGGAAGCCAUCAAAAACCCCGCUUUGCCGCCUCAGUCGACACGUGCCGGGAUUAACGCACAGACUCCAUCCAACUCAUACACCCCUUCUCUCCCAUGUUUUGGCUUAGCCAACAGUAUGGGAAGUUUGGGAGCCUUUGGAGGGAAGGGGCUUUGUGUCCGAGAUAGUAGCAAUGUGACCACUAAUAUUAAUAGUAGCACUAGUAGCAUCAGCAGUGGUGGCACUGUAAGUAUUAGUGCCUCGAAUACGCUAAGCAUUAGCAACAUAAGUGGUUCAUUCGGUACCUCUGUUCCUGACCCCGGAGGGUUAGGUGGACCAUGCAAGGACCUGGGGUCCAUGUCACCACACUUUAACAUUGGACAAGAUUUGCCUUUUUCCCCACUUAGAGAAUACCAGGAGACUCAGAGUCUAUGGGUGAAAAUCGACCUGAGUUUGCUUGACAGGGUGCCUGGACAGGGUUUUAGUCAAAUAUCCCGGGUAGGAAUGAAGGAAAGGGACAGAACUGAAGGAAAAGGGUGCGAAAGGCUGAGGGACAGGGCCGUGGUGCCUGACAGAGAGAGACAAAAACAGGGUGACAGAGAGUGGCAAGGACUCAGAGAAAGACAGAAGUUAGCCAAAGGGGAGAGGCUUGGGGAAGAAAAUGAGCCAUUAGUGCAGGACGCAGAGAGGCAAGGUGACAGGGAUAGAUUAACAGAGAGGGACAGACAGGCUGACAGAGAGGAGAGAGAAAGGUUCCAUUUAGGACUAAGAGACAAUGCGACAGAGGGAAGAAGAGAGAAGCUAUGUCAGGGUCUCGUGGUCCUCGACAACCCCUGUGUACAGGAAAAGACUCUUCCGAGACUGCCUGGGAAGAUGGACAGAGGGGAGAGUGGAGGAAAACACAGGAGGCAAGCAACGAGCAACAUGGUUGUCCCAACAGAGAAGCACACCAGCAGGAGCAAGAGGAAACACAAGUCGGACCACAGUGAACCUUCCAUCAACAGCAAUAAAAAGCUGCAAUUGGACAAAGACUGUCAGCUACUCCCACCAUGCAUCUCUCCAAUACACAACCACAAAAACAGCUCUAUGGAAUCUCUAAGCAGGAAACAGUCCCGGCGGCACGAUGAGAAGCUACUUCCUCCACUUCUUUCACCCCUCUCUGAAGAACCCCCUCAUAAAAAGACCUGUGAGAGCAGUUCAUCUUUCAGUCAGGAGGGCGGAGCCACUGGGCCACUGCCCUGCCCCAUCUCUUCCACACACAGACACAGGAGAGGAGAAAGCAAAGCAUUAUCACAUGCAAGAAAUAAUGCUGGAAGUCUAACAGAUAAUCAUAGUGAGAAGCCCUGUGGACACAGUUACCCUACCAAUGGGCAGUCGGACUCAGAUGCUUGGUCGGAACCACUGAUGGAACCUCCAGAACCUCCCAGACCGAGACUGUUGUUUAGUGACACAGUCCACAGCGCAGACUACUACAUGCAGGAGGCUAAAAGGCUAAAGCACAAGGCUGAUGCUUUGAUGGACAAAUUUGGUAAAGCGGUGAACUACGCAGACGGCGCACUCUCUUUCAUUGAGUGUGGAAACGCAAUGGAGCGAGAUCCCCUGGAGGCUAAAUCUCCAUACACCAUGUACUCGGAAACCGUCGAGCUAAUCAGGUAUGCCAUGAGGUUGAAGAACUUCACCAGCCAUUCAGCCACCAUCGCUGAGAAGAAACUUGCUGUGUUGUGUAACCGCUGUCUGUCUCUGCUGUAUCUGCGGAUGUUCCAUCUGAAGAAAGACCAUGCUGUCAAGUACUCACGCUCACUGAUGGAGUAUUUCAAGAACUCAGCCAAGAGCUCCCAUCAAGCACCUUCUCCCUGGAGGACCAAUGGAAAAAUCAACGGGACUCCAUCUCCACUCUCUCUCAGCCCCUCCCCGGCCAGCGGCGGAGGAGCCGGAUCAGCAGGCACGCCGGUUUCGUCGGGCAGUGUCGCCAUUCCCCAACGCAUUCACCACAUGGCGGCCAGUCAUGUGAACAUCACCAACAACAUCCUGCGCAGCUAUGAACACUGGGAGACGGCGGAUAGACUGGCUACUGGUAGUCACGACUUCUUUCAGGAGCUGGACUCUGCCAUGGAGCCGUUGAGUCAGCAGAGCAGCAUGACCGAGCUGGUGCGAUACAUCAGACAGGGGCUGCACUGGCUCCGCAUUGAGGCUCACCUGCUGUAGGCGCUGGACCACAGCCAGAUAAAAAUGGGGAAGAAGAGAAAAAAAAAUCAUAAAAUGUGCCUGGGAGCUAGGACUGGGAUAAGCGAGAUGACACCCACAAUGAUGCUUUAGUCCCCCGCUGGGGUGCUUCAAUGACUCAACACAUCACGGUACAGUAAUGGCAUUGACUAGGUGGAUUAAUUGGGCGAAAAUCCAUCCGCACUUAGGAAUGAAUGGCAACUCAUGGCAAUCAUUUGACUGUGACUCACCGAGUACAAAUUAACAUAAUUAACCUGUGUCUGAUGUGGCUCUUUGGAGAGACAACAAUUAUACUUCUGUACAUGUAGUUUAGAUUCCUCCCCGAGUAGGAAUAGAGGUUAGAUGUAUUUUUAACAAGAUGGGAUCAUUUUCAAAAGGAAAUGGAAGAGGCUACUGCGAUUAAAAAGGAUGAAUCUUUUGGAAGGAAACUCUAAAGAGGAAACGUGUGUGUCUGAUACUGAUCCAGCUGGUGAAGUCAUACAAUACAUCAAUUAGAUAAGAAUCAUGCACGUAAAGAGGCUCCUUUACAAACACUACAACUGAAUUAACAAAGGCUAAGACACAUCAGCGCUCUAAAUCAGGGCCGGGCGAGUGAGACAUCCACUGAGAAAUACACACGAUUUUCAUUUCUUAUUUAAAAGGGCCGUGGAAGCUCCUUCGUGUGAGGCCAGCUAUUAAGCAAAGCGGUUAAUUACAAAGUUGUUUCCGUGGUUUUCACUCAAUUCAUAAAUUCCUGUGACAUUUUCUUCAGUGAUGCCAGACAUCAAGAAGAAUUGACAACGUAAGUAAAAGGUCAGCUGUACAGGUGGUGCCGUGGUUACUCAUGCGCUCCCAUAAAUUAAUUAAAAACGUAAUUUUGGACUGUAAAUGAGAGACUCACUCAAAAACUAGUUACAGCACAGGGAUGUAAAGUGCGCCUCUUGCUGGGUGGAAGAAUACAGUGUGUGCCUGCGCAGCCACACCGAGGAAGCAUAACAUGUCUCCCAAGUGGCCGCGCGCCAAAGAAAAGGAAAGCCAUUACCACUGUAAGUGGAAAUGAACAUCAUAAAAAGCUCAGAUCAGCAAUAUUGGCCGCUCUUUUGGUCCGAAUCUCUCGACUGUCAUGACCAUCAUUAAGGAUACAGAUUAUUCAAUGCAAAUAAGUGCUAGAGCAUUGCAAAUCCUAUUGCUGGCUACAGCUUCAAUGUUAAUUUGGAAAUGUAUGGCGAGCCGGAUUGAAAAGCUUACCCGUGUCGGCUAUAAAGAACACAGUGAUCCCUCACCGCUUUAAAUUUUGCAGCUUUGCUCUAUCAUUUUUUGAAAAAUAUAUUAAUUACUAAAUCAUGCUGUUAUGUGAUUGGCUACAGCCUAUUAUUAGUAAAAAAAAAAAAUGCAUAUUUAAGCAAAUCUUACAUAUUUUUGGCCGAAAUUAAGCAUUUAUCUAGCAUAAAAAUGGCUAAAUGAACUAGAAUACAAAUAUGAGGGAAUCAGAAGACACAAACAUGUUGUGAUGGUAUGUAGUAUUCUACACUGGACACUAGGUUUCAUUAAUGUUACAUUGACAAGACAAUAGCCGCCGCAGGAAGUACAAAGAAGGAUAUACAGAAAUAAAAAGGAAAUUUGAACUAUGUCUACUAUAUUGGGUUAUACAAGUGUAAAGGCGACUUUAGGAGUUUCUAUCAUUUCUAGAGGGCUCUCAUAAUAUUGAAAACUGUUUUCAGAGGGUUGUAGACAGGUUUUCUAUGCUCUAACUACGAAAAUAUUUUAUUUAUUAAGAAGGAAUCCUACUUUGCGGAAAUUAAUUUAUCACGGUUGGGUCUGGAACCAAUUGACCACGAUAAACAAGAGAUUAUUGUGUAUAUAUAUUCCUUAGUAUUACAUUAUACUCAAAUAUUUUGUUUGUUUUUAUUACUGACAAAAUGACACAAACACGGUGGCCGAGUGGUUAGCAUGUUGGCCACACAGUCAGGAGAGCGGUUCGAAUCUCUGUGUGGAGUUUGCAUGUUCUCUCCGUGCGUGCGUGUGCAUGUUAGGUUAAUUGGUGACUCUAAAUUGUCCAUAGGUAUGAAUGUGAGUGUGAAUGGUUGUUUGUCUAUAUGUGCCCUGCGAUUGGCUGGUGACCAGUCCAGGGUGUACCCCGCCUCUCGCUCAAAGUCAGCUGGGAUAGGCUCCAUCAUACCCUCGCGACCCUAGUGAGGAUAAGCGGCAUAGAAAAUGAGUGGAUGACACAAACGGGCAAUCCAGUGAUUGUCGCAUCAGACCAGUGAAGAUAAUCCAAACGUUUAUGUAAAAUAUACAUAAAUAUGUAAUAUAAAUAUAUGACCAAAGAAUUAUCAAUCUCCCAAUGCCACUAAAUCUCCUUAUUUGUAUGCCUUACUAUUUGUCCUUUCUCGUGGCUCAGUUCCAGCUCCCACGGUAAGCAUUGCCCCCCACCAUGGACUGUGCAACAAUGGCAACUUUGGACAACAUUGCAUUUGAUCCAAUCAGCACUGGACAUUUUGGUCGUGUGUUGUGUUGUUGUGUGUAUACGCGUACUGCUGAUUGUGUCGACAUGACGGGACAAUAAUGAUGUUUGUGCUCCACAAUUAUAGACUGUGACUCCUGCCAACAGUGACGUUGUUGUGUUGUUGUUGUUGUGGUUGUUUUUGUCAAUUCAAAGUGAAUGGACGAUCGACUGAUGUAAAACAAGAUGUUGCAAAUCUAUAUUCUGUAGUGUGCGUGCGUGCGUGUGGGCGUGCGUGUGUGUGUGUGUGUGUGACAGGUGUGUGUUUAUGGUUGCUUUCACAUAGCAACUAAUGUGUUGUUUCUUUAUGGCACAGCUAAGAGAUUGUGGGGUAUGCUGCAAAGCAAGUUUAUUGGGUUAGCGAGGUGUGUUGAGUGUAAAGCCGGGCUUGCCUGUUCGACGAAGGUAGCUCUCUUUUAAAGCAGCUGUAUCACCAUGGUAACUGCUAAACCUCCAGACUUUCAUCUUAAAAAUGGGUUAUGACGGUGUUUCACUUAUUCGGAGAUGGCGUCACCAUUUAUUGAGAACCCGGUGGACGUGGGAGCAGGAACAAUUCUGGCAGCAUUACGACGGGAGUGGCUACUUCGAGAUCACGCUGAUUCGCUGGCAUUCCCUGAUGAAAUUCUCUUCGAGAGAGAUACAUUUUCAGCCGAGAGAAUACACUACAUUUGCUCACGUUUCGAGCGGAGCGUCAGGAAUAAAACGCGGUAUGGAAUAUUAACUCGGCCAAUGCUAGCAGCAGUCCUUGCAUGAGUGGUCAGCCCGUUUAGUCUUCUUGUAUUACAAUAUUUGUUGGAGCAAUAAGCACUCUGAGGCAUCAAUCAACUGCAACAAAACACUUCUUUAUUGUAACAAAAUGGAAAAAAAUUGUCCCAAAGGAAAACGGUCGCCACAAAACACGACAACGCUGCCUCCAAGUGGUUACAACGAGAUACAACAUUUUAUAAUUUAGAGCAGUGAAAAAUAUUCGUAGACAUAUUUCAAAGAUGACUUAAAAUUAAUUAAUUUUUUUAGUGGAUAAGUGUUAAUAUGUCGAAGUUGUGCAAUGUUGAUAAAGACCCUGUCACACCUUGACGAUUUAGCCAGCGUACGCAAACGUAUGAAAAAUUUGGCCAAUACACUGGCGUACGUUGAAUAAGUUAUGGGUAAGUUUUGUAUAAGUUAAGAGCACGCCGGCAUACGUCGUAGUACGUCCAAGUUGUCCAAAAAUUUGGUGCACGCACAAAACUUUUCGACGUAUGUCAACGUAUGAUUCAUAUGUCCCGCAUACGCGGGCAAUAAGUUAUGCGAUCGUUGACACCCGUUCACACACAUUACUUGUAAGUUACGCACAAGUCGUAAUACGUAAACAUACCUUGGGACAAAACUGUGUCUUCUUGGCUCUCUUCUUGGCAAGAGUUGGCUGAGAGGAGAUGGAGGCCACUGGGGAAGCAGCUUCCGAUACCAUUGACGAUACCUGAGAGGCGUUAGAACCUGCGUCAUCUCCAUCAGAGCUAGAGUGGGAGGGGGAGGCUGUGGGUGGUGAUGGAUCCCUCCGUCACUACCCUGAUACUUCUUGACAGCCGUCUUCGAAAUUUUCUUCGGCAUGAUGGUGAUGUUGACACUGCGAUGGCAGCCUUUUUACAGGCUACGGCACGUCAUCGUCGGCCAUACGCUGCCGCGCGGUUUGCAUAAGUUAGACUGGCGUUGGGCAUAAGUUGUGAAUGCCGGCAACACGCCACACAUUCGUUGGUAUAAGUUGUCUAUAAGUUAUAGAAAUGUUCUAUGUAAGUUACUAAUACGUCAUGUAUACGUCGAACUCGUGAAGAAUACGCUAUGUAUUCGCCCAAAAUUGAAAAAAACGUCCACAGUUCAACGUAUGCCAUCAAAAUGGUCACGUCGGGCAUGCGCUGGCUAAAUCGUCAAGGUGUGACAGGGCCUUAAAGCGUUGAUAAAUGAAAUACUAGUAGGGUAUAAUUAGUGUAAUAAUCAGUGUUAACUUGCGCAUUCACACGCUCGGUAUUGUUCUGCCAGCGGUCCUCCCUCGCUCUAUUGGCGGCGACAGCGUCGCUUUUGGCAGCAAUGAUCUUUUUCCACUCCUCUUCACGCUCCACAAUAAUGACUUGCUCGUCUUGUGUAAAAAAAAAAAAAAAAAAAAAAAAAUGCUUCAGUUUUGAGCGGAAGUGGAAUAACAUGACGUCAAACGCCAACUUUUUAUGUGAACGAGCACCGAGCACAAAGCCGAGAACUUGACAAAGUAAGUUGAUAGCCACCGUUUUAGUACCGUUUGACCUUUUUGGGGGGAAUUUAGGUUUCGUUGAGCUGCAUCUUGCGCAUAAAACCCGGUUUGUCACGCCACUUUCGCAGUGUACCCCCCCCACCCCUCCUGCUGUGUUCUUUUAUUUAUUUUUCUGUCAUGGUCUGUGUAAAUCCAACUCAUCCAGAGUGAGUGUUUUGGUUCGAAAUCAUGUGACCACUGCUGAAUGUGUAUGGAAGACAAUGCGGAUGUGCAAGGAAAAAUUUCACUUUGACAAAAAAAAAAAAAAGAGAAAAAAACUUAAGUGCCUCUAUUCGUGUCCAGUGGGAACUGCUCUAUUUAUUUAAGAACAAAGAAUGAAUCUAAGUGAUUUUCCAUACCAUAUUGGUACAAAUAUGAGAUUGUUUUUCGUAAAAUCAAAUGUUUCCAUGAGCUUUUUACUAGCGUUUAUGAUGACACUGCGCUUUGGCUUUAAGGAAAAGUAUGUGAUUCAAAGUGUCUGAUUUCCAUCAGUUGUUGUUCUUUUCUUUCCUUGAUGUUUUUGAGGGUUUGUCUGAAAUGCCUGAUAUGAAAAAUAUUGCAUGCAAUAAAUGGUAGCGUCAGACCAACGACCAUUUGUCUUUGACGUGUUUCUGUUGACAGGAAUGCUGCUUUAAAUGCAACACAUCGCUCAAAGCCCGGAUGAGGUCGGACCAUUGUGGAACAUCAGUGAUUGGGCUGUUGAAGCUUACUGCUAAUACUGCAGUGUUUUUGACACACAGUAGAUCCAUGUCCAUGUUUUCUCAUUUCUUUUCUCUUCAAAUUGUAAAUAAUGGGUGUUUUUUUUUAAUGGUAAAAUCAAAUAGAAAGUGGUUUGAUGGCGUUAUCUGCAUUUUAUAUUAAAAUGCUGCAGCUACGAAUCCAGCGGAUUUUCCAUCAGGAUGAUUCUUCGACACGACGUAAUGUUGUGUUAAUACCAAAAGUGUAUACAGGAAUCCCCCGCCACUCCGUGCUCCAAAUGUCAUCUACCACUAAGGCCGCCCCCUUUAUGUGAACGUGCUCAUAACAGGACGAGAAAAUCCUGACUUCACUCAUUCAGUUUGUAUCCAGCUUCGUAGUACCG